AUGAAAGGUUCUAGCAGCCCUCCUCCUCCUCCACCUCUUUCUGCUCUUUCCCCCACCCAAUCUACUCAAUCAUCCCCCCCACCACAGCAACCACGGCAACCACAGCAACCACAGCAACAACCUCCCACAAACCUCAUCCUCCCACCUCUGAGCUCAGCGCUCGCAGGAGCAGCGGGGGAAGCAACCCCGGACAUGGUCCGAGUAUAUGCGCGCUCUCACUGUCUAGCAGCAAGGAGAGUCUCCAGCGCAGACUCCACCUCCCGUCGGUCUCCACCAGCUGCUGAUUCCACCAGCUGUGCCAGUGGUCGCAGUAAUCGCCCAUCAUCAUACCACUACGAUUCGCGGAGACCAGAGCUCAACAAGUUCUACAACAUCCACGACCCUCCCCCGCUGGAGAUAAUCUCGCAAUGCAUAUCAGGCUUCAUCCGUGGCACCAGCACGCUCAUUUAUAUUCUCGCCGAGUACGAGGUCUUUGAGCUCAUAAAUGCGACGUAUUAUCCCAUCAGCAGCCAAACAAAGAUUACGCCCUCCCAGUUCUGCGAGCUGCUCUCCAUCGCGGCGAUCGGGUCGCAGUAUGAGGAUAUCAGCCAGGAAGUGCAGCUGGCCCUGUUCAAGAGCGCGAAAUGGUGUCUUGAUAGCGGGGCGGGAAAGGAGUGGGACCCGUUGAGGAGGAUGAGGACCUCAAUGCUUGUGGGAUUGUUUUUUGUAUUUGAGAAGUCUUUCUGGGCUAGAGAUUAUUUGGACCAAGCGAUAGAGCUUGCGCGUGCGAGAGGUCUCAAUCUGAUACAGAGACACCCUGACUACAGCGAGCGAGAAUGGGCCUCGUGGAAAAGAGUGUGGGGAUCAUUGGUUUUUCUGGACGGCUGGCUCUCUGGAUCAUUGGGUAAUAUCCCGACGAUAUGUGAUGGGGAGGACCCGAUUUAUGGUGAGGGCUAUCGAACAUGCACGAACGAUUUGGACGCCUAUCUGCACGCUGAAGUCAUUAAGCUCUCAAUCCUCAUGGGCUCCAUCACGAAAGAUGUCUACACCCCUACAUUUAUCGAGUUCAACAAGGUGGCUGUUUAUUCUGCCCGGCUGAAGACAUGGCACUCAUCGCUGCCAGAGUCACUGCGACUACAUAGAGCAGUUUCCGGGAAUGACUCGAAACAGCGGUCCACGAUACUCUUGGCGCACAGCUCCUACCUCAGCUGCAUAAUACUACUGACACGGCGCAUCCUCCUGGAGAGGCUGGAAGGACGAUUUGAGGGCCUCGACGGCCUGGCCAGGAUGGCGGUAGCAGAUGAAUAUGCUCGAAUACAAGCUGCAUACACUGCCGGGCUCAUAGUCCUUCUCUGCCUCUCAUCUGGAGAGUCUGACGGCAGCUCCCACGCCGGGAAACAAACCGAAGUCCAAGACCAAGACCUCCUCAACAAGUGCAUCGGCGCCCUCGAGGUCUGCGCUGUCUAUGACCUCGUUGCUCAGCGUUUUCUCGACAUCCUCGUCGCGCUUCGGCGCCUCGUCGUCGUACCCGACGACACCGCUGGCAGCUCUCCCCAAUCAGCCGGCUCAAAGCGUCGCUUCGACCAGGAUAAUUCCACCUUCAGCGAGAGAUCCCACUUCCUUCCCAGCUUCUCACCGACUAACGAGCUGACGCGACACAUCCUUGACCGGUUUCGAGUGCCGUUCGGCGGGGAGUCGAAGGUCAUCGGGCGAGACGAGUACACGCUUUCAAAGUUCUUUCCACAGAAUUGGAGGUUCCUGGUUCCGGAGCCUCCCCCGAUGGGAACCUUUAAUCUAGAUGGCAGCACCUCUAGUUCACCGCCGGGAGAUGGGAGUGAUUCGAAUGAGAGGAGGGACUCGAAGAAGCCACGGGGACCUCCGCACUUCAAGACGAAGGAAGAGUACGAGGCAUUCUUCAGACGGAUCUCUUAG
This is a messenger RNA of Morchella sextelata, 1911 nucleotides long. RefSeq lists its product as uncharacterized. The transcript is spliced from 5 exons. Lineage: Eukaryota; Fungi; Ascomycota; Pezizomycetes; Pezizales; Morchellaceae. The record is from RefSeq and is a predicted model, not a curated record. The coding region runs from base 1 to 1911 and encodes 636 amino acids.